GAGUGUUUUGACAACCAUUCUUAGCGACCCACACAUUUCUCCCAACCGGAGGGUUGGGACACAACUUUAUUCCUGGCCUCCCAUUUGCAUUUAAAUUUACCGCAAUUCCUUCGGUUAUUUUAAUUUUUCUUUUUACCCUCAUCAACUCAUUCAUUCCAUUUCCACCUAUUUCUAAAACCAAGAAGAACUAAUAAGAUCCAAAAAAAAAAAUGGCGGUACCCAGGUUGUUAUCCCGUCUCCCGCUUCCCAUAUUCUCCCUCGCCUUCGCCCUCCUCCUCCGCCUCACCGCCGCCACCGCGCAGGUGGACCCCGCCCUCAUUUCACGGGCGUGCGAGUACGCCAAAGGCGGGACCGCCUGCGUGGCCUGGCUGCAGGACAACGAGGACGACGCCGAACUGUCGGGCAUCGACCGGUCCGAUCCCGACAGCAUCGCAUUCUUCUCGCUCAAGAAGAUCGAGAAGGAGGCGGUGGCGGCAAAACUCUCCGCCGGCACCGCGGAGGACCUGUCCCCCGCCGCCCAACAGGGGCUGGCCGAGUGCAAGGACCACUACGUCCCGGCCGUGGAUUUGAUCGAGGAGGCCGUCGACUCCUUGGCGGGAAAAGCGUACCCCGAUGCCAUGAAGUUUCUGAAAGCUUCGACUCUCGAUCUCGCCGCCUGCCAGAAGAGCCUCGCCAGGCUCGGGACCCAUAAGAGGGACACGAAGGCGGAUGUCCAUGCCACCGACGCCAUCAACCGCCGCGACCUUCUUGCGUCCCAUGUGGCGCUGGCUCAGAGCAUUCUCGAAUUUGCCGCCUCUGGCGGUGGCGCUGCCGCCUCGGUUGCUGCCCCGCCGUCUUGAUUUCUAGAAGGUUAUAACAUGAACGUUAAUUAACGACGGUCACCGUUUAGAAGGAAAAAUAAACCAAUCGCAUGCAGCGUCCAUACCAUAAUAUCUCUCCCUCGUAAUCUCAUACUCGUAACUAGUUAGGAUGUUUGGUUAAAAUGAUUUUAUAUUCAAAUUUAUUUCAUAUUCAAUGUCGAAUUAAGAACUACGUAGUAU
This is a messenger RNA of Cuscuta campestris, 1040 nucleotides long. Lineage: Eukaryota; Viridiplantae; Streptophyta; Magnoliopsida; Solanales; Convolvulaceae. The record is from the annotation of a GenBank genome assembly.